AUGAAGAAAAGGAGAGAAGAGAAAACAUCCUUGCAGCUGCCUCCACAGACAGUUGAGCCCGGGGAUGCAGCUGAAGCAAGCUUUAGCCUACCACCUGUCAAUGGCACAGCUUCCAGUGUGCAGAGAAAACACCCUGGUAAUGCCUUGAAGAAGAAGAAGGUCUUGAGGAAGCAGGAGAAAGUGCCCUUACAGCCCAGUGUGCUUAUGAUCCAUGAGGAAGGCACUGUCCCAUGCAACUCCUCAGUGACCUCGCAGACGGCCCCUGGUGCCCAGCGCCGAGAGGAGCUGCAAUGUGGGCACGGGCACAAGGACACAGCCUCUCCUGACCCACAGCAGUCCUUGCUCCAGGCACUCUCCCUGCUCCGCAGCGAUGACUGGGAGAUGAAGGAGAAGGGACUUGUCAGCCUCAAACACCUGGCUGGGUCCCAUUCAGAAGUCCUGCUUUCAACACUUCGUGACAUUUGCUUGGCAGUUACCAGUGAGGUGACCAACCUCCGGUCAAAGGUGUCCUGCGCGGCUAUUGACACUCUGGGAGAGUUUUUUGCCACCUUGAAGCAGGACAUGGACUCUGAGGUGGAUGAGGUGGUUCGGGUCCUUCUCCGCAUGCUGCGUAAUUGCCCAGAGUUUGUUGAGAAAGCAGCCAGUCAGACCCUGGGCAUCAUGGUGGAGAAUGUGACUCCUGCACGAGCAAUAGCUGCUCUCCUGGACAGUGGAGUCAAGGCCCGCCACGUCCAGGUGCGGAAGUGUGCGGCCGAGCUGCUGCUGUCCUUGCUGGAGAGAAUUGGAGUCACGGAGCUCGCAGGCACAGCCGGGGCUGGGAGCCUGGUGCACGCGGCAGGGACGCUGGCUCAGGACCGUCACCAGGACACAAGGCAUUAUGGACAGGACAUGGUGAAGAUGUUGCUCAAUCACCCAGAAGGUAAAAUGCUUUUGGAGCGAUCCGUUCCCGCCCGUCACCUGGAAGAUAUUCUGAAAAGAAUGAAGAAGAGACGGGUGGAAGAGCAGAAGGGUGAACGCCCAUCUGUCAAGUGCUCUGUGAAGAAGAGGAGCGAUGGCUCGAAGCAGCCCCAGGCCACAUUGCCUUCUAGUCAAAGGGUGAAGUCGACCUCGGAUGGACGCCUCCUCCAGCGUCCAAAAGCCCAGGUGACGUUACCUCCAGCCAGGGAUGAAACGGAGACGCUCCAGAAGCUUUACGAUCUCCUGGAAGCCAAGGGGUUUGAGACACGGAUGGAAGGAGUGGCACUCCUCCUAGACGUGUGCAAAACCAGCCCCAAGCUCGUCGCCACUAACAUUGUCCAAAUUUUUCAUCAUUUUGACCUGAGAAUAUCUGACACUCACAAGAGAGUGAAGCAGAUGGCGCUGGACGUGCUGGCAGAAAUCAUAGCCAUCCUGGAAGAUGCCUUGUACCCAGUGAUGGUCCUUUUGGUGGAAGGAAUACUAAAGAACCUGAACUCAAAGGACCCUGGGGUUCAUGCUGCAGCUGUGAACGCCCUGGAAGAAUCCAUUGCUCAUUUAGAUAAAGUAUCACUGAUGAAAGAGUUCAGCCACCAAUGGAGUCAACUGAGUGGGCAAGCUCUGCUGGAUGUCACAGAGCGUAUCACAGAGCUGGUGGAAGAGGUUCAUGCCAGGAGCCCUGAAGUCGUCCAGCGCUGCGCCCUGCCCGUGCUCUGGUCCUUGCUGGAGAACAAGGCGCUGCCUGUGCGAAGCGCCAAUGUCCGCACGGUGCUCACCAGGCUCGCCUCUGCCCUCUACGAGGUGAUGGGCACCAAGCUGAGGAAGUGUGCUGCCAGCCAGCCCCCACAUGUGCGGGAAAAACUCUCCAGCAUUUUGGGCUGGUGAAGGCUUGGUGUUCUCCAGCAAGCUGACCAAGGGCUCAGAUGGACACCACCGGAUGUGACAUUUUAGCUGUGCCAAAAAUGACAAAAUACUGAGGAAGGGUGUGCAUCUGCCCCUGCUCUCUCCACUGCCCUUCCUAGUCACGGCAUGCUCAGGGGGCCUGAAGCAACUCCAGACUGAGGACAAGGGGAAGGGCCAGCAGGGCUCAGCCUCACACAGAGGUAAGGUGGGAGCUGGGCCGCUCUCUGGCAGGAGGAAGGGUCUUGUGCCAGCCUGGAGAGCCUGUGCCCAUUGCCAGGGAACAGUUCUGCCCUGCAGGUGCCCCUGCCAUGAGCUGUGCUGCUCCCAGUGCCCCAGUGGAGCUGUAGGGCUGCUCAGCUGUGGGGCAGGGAGAGGAGCAGGAGGCUGCAUGUGCAGCUGAGCCAUUGCUGGAAAGCACAGGGCUCUGGGCUCCUGCUGUCCCAGGGCAGCCCAGAGGCCAGGCUGCUCCCCUGGGAGCUCUGUGCAAGUGGGUCAGGGUGAGGCCCUGGCCUGCCUCAAGGGGCUGCUGGCAGGAGCAUGUUUCCCUGUGCAGCUAUUUAGAAGUUUCCAGGAAAUGUGUCCCAUGGAAUAUGAAGCUUUAGAUGUUUUAGGUUUGCAUUGCUGCCUCUGUUACAUUUUGUGUGUUCACUUUGCAGACCUGACUGGCUCCACUCUUGUCAAGAAGAUUUUCCUGGAUGUUUUCUAUGUUCCUUUAGCUACAAAGUCCUUGCCUCCCAU
Molecule: messenger RNA, 2595 nt
Organism: Oenanthe melanoleuca
Lineage: Eukaryota; Metazoa; Chordata; Aves; Passeriformes; Muscicapidae
Product: TOG array regulator of axonemal microtubules protein 2-like
Exons: 12
Coding region: 1-1839 (612 amino acids)
Biological process (GO): microtubule cytoskeleton organization
Cellular component (GO): cilium; cytoplasmic microtubule
Molecular function (GO): microtubule binding
Source: RefSeq, a predicted model, not a curated record